AUGGCAACAGAAGACACUAAACAACUAGCAAGAUCACUUUACUUAGCAGGCAGCAAGCUCAAUGAGCAUUUUCAGUCAAAGAAUGAGGUCUUGAAUACUCUUAAAAGAGCAGAAGAAUGUUUGAUUCUUGUGGAGCAGUCACCUCAUGAUUGGAUACAGUUAGCUAUGUCUCCUAUAGGGACUACCUUGAAACAACACUGGUGGCUUAGGCAUCCAAAUGAUGAAAUCAGAUUGGUAGUUACUUCUUGUUUAUCUGAAAUCAUGAGGAUAAUAACACCUCUAGUAACAUAUGAAGAUGAUGAUACAAUGAAAGAAGUUUUACAACUGAUUGUGGAGAGUCUUCAUGGGUUGCAAGAUGACAAAUCCCCCGCUUUUAAUAGCAGUGCAAAAAUUUUAGAUAUUGUGCCAGGGACGAGAUCAUUCAUCCUUAUGUUGGAUCUCCAAAUGUUUCAUUGUUUCAUUGCUGAAAUUAGGAAACGUCAUCCUAACAAGGUGAAGACAAAUAUGUUUGACAUCUUGUCCAUGAUCCUAGACGAGAAUGAUACUGUUUGUAAGCAGUUGCGGUCUGAAUUGUUAGACAUUUGGAGAAGUGAGCUACAUGUUUCAGCUGCAGCCUAUGAUUUCUCAAGAAGUUUGGUUGAGCUGAAGAUUGAAAAGUUUAGGGAGCAGCUAACUACAGAAGAAUUGAUCUCUUGGGGUUUACAAGUUUCACCUUCUCUUCAGGUGAGAAUCAAUCCAAAUGUUGAUGAGGAAGUCUCAGCUUUGAUUACACCUAUUACCUUGCCUGAGGAAAGUAGAAAGGAUAAUGAACUCCUUUCAGUUGAGGAGGAAUUUAUUGAGUUUGUGUGA
Molecule: messenger RNA, 849 nt
Organism: Cryptomeria japonica (Japanese cedar)
Lineage: Eukaryota; Viridiplantae; Streptophyta; Pinopsida; Cupressales; Cupressaceae
Product: sister chromatid cohesion protein PDS5 homolog C-like
Exons: 1
Coding region: 1-849 (282 amino acids)
Biological process (GO): mitotic sister chromatid cohesion
Source: RefSeq, a predicted model, not a curated record